Molecule: messenger RNA, 2037 nt
Organism: Paramecium tetraurelia
Lineage: Eukaryota; Ciliophora; Oligohymenophorea; Peniculida; Parameciidae
Exons: 16
Molecular function (GO): protein binding
Source: RefSeq, a predicted model, not a curated record
AUGAACGAAGCUAUUGCUCAAGAUCCUUACAAUUUAGAUCUAUUAAAAUUUAAAGUGAAGUUAUUAGUCUUAAUGAAUAAUAUUGAAGAGGCAAUGAUUAAUAUUUAAGAAGUAACAAAAUUAGAUCCAGAAUUUUCAACUUCAAAAAUUGAUAAUUUGUUUAUUUAGAAUUUAGAAGAUUAGAAAUAAUUAUAAGAACUAUAUUCAAUCUAAGUUUAUGGUUAUGAAGUAUAUCUUCUGAAGGCUUUUGUUUUACAUGGCUUGCAAAAAUAUGAUGAAGUUAUUGAAUGCUUUAAUGAAGCUAUAGCGAAAUUUCCAAAUCAUAGAGAAAUCUAUCUUGAAAAAGGUAAAUUGUACUUAAUUUCAAUAGCAACUUAUCUAAGUUAAUUAUUUAAGUUUGAUCAGUCAAAUUAAUGUUAUGAUCAAGUAAUUGAUAAUUUUCCUGCUGAUUCUCAUAUAUAUUUAAAGAAGGGCUAAAACUUAAUUUCACAACAUAAAUAUUAGCCGGCUUUGGUACUCUAUGAUGAAGCAAUUGGAAAAUUAGAUAAUAAUUUAGAUUUAUUAAUUGCUAAAGCUCAGCUGUUAGGAAAAUUGCAUAUGUAUGUUACAGCUAUGAAGUGUUUUGAAUAAGCAAUUAAAUAGUUUCCUUGCAAAUUUGAAUCCUACUAUCAUCAAGGCGACUUUUUAAUUAAAUGGAAUAAGUAUUCUGAGGCAAUAGAAUCUUACUCAAAAGCUAUUCUAUAUUCUCCCAAUAAUCAUGAGAUUUACAAUAAAAUCAUUACUACUCUAAUUUAAAUAAAAAGAAAAACAGAAGCUUUUAAAUUAUUCAAAGAGGCAUCCCUAAAGUUUCCUUAUGAAUUCAAUAUACAAAUAAGUCUAUUAAAACAACUAACCUCUUCAGUUAAUAUGUUCGAAGCCAUAGAACAGGAGAAUCUUAUUUUAAGACUUGAUGCUAAUAAUCACUUACCCAACUUAGCAAAAGGCAUUCUCCUAGAUUUUUGGGCUCUUGGAGAUUAAGCGAUUGAGCAAGUGGGUAGAGCUAUUGUUUAAAACCCUUACUUUACUUAUUCGUACAUCCAAAGGAGUAACAAAUUCAACAUUUUAGGUCAUUUGAUAAUUUAGUAGAAUGAUAUCGAUUAAAAUAUAGAAUAUUUAGAUUAAGCUCUAUUGAUUGAUCCUUAUAACUCUGAAAUCUAUAUUAGAAAAGCUGAUACUUUAUUAGAAGCAUCCAGAUACACUGAGGCAUUAGAUUGCUUAGAGAUAGCUCUAUAGAGAGCAAAAUAUGAUGAAAACAUUGUUAAACGGUAAGUUGAAACAAUAAGAGAUUCUGAAAUUGAUAUUAAUUUAGUUGAUUGUUAUGAGAGAGUGUUGAAAAUGAAUCCAUACCAAAUAGAGUUCUAUUUUGGUAAAGGAAAGGUUUUGUUCAGAUAACUGGAUUAUGAGAAAGCAUUAAGUUGUUAUGAUUAAGUUAUAAAAAUAAAUCCAUUUUAAAUUGAUGCAUUUUUACCAAAAGCUUUACAAUUACAUUAUUUAAAUUAUUACGAUAAAGAGAUCUCUCAAUAUGAGAUAGCAAUAUCGAUAGACCCUACAAAUUGUGAUGUUUUUGAAAAGAAGGCGUUUACCUUAGCUAAUUUAAAUCGAUUAGAAGAAGGAAUUUAAUGUUUCAAUGAGGGAAUUAAAUUAAAUCCACACAAUAAAGAAAUUUAUCUUUAAAAAGCUGAAUUUUUAAAUAUCUAUGAUAGAAGAUAAGAAGCUAUCCAAUGUUAUGAUGAUGCAAUUUUGGCAUCAAUAAACGAUCCUUAGAUCUACUAAAAAAAAGGUGCAUUGUUACUCAAAGAAGAGAGAGCGUAUGAAGCUAUGCUAUGUUACAAUACAGUUUUAGCAGCAUUUCCUCAGAUGACCAAAAGUUAUAGAUAUAAAGGAAUUUGUUUAUUUUUGUAGCAAGAUUUGAGAAAAGUCAUUUAAUAUAUAAGAUUAUUUUCAAUAUUUGACAAUUAAUAAAACUAUUCAGUUGAAGAGAUUAAAGAAAAGUUUUGA